This is a messenger RNA of Onychostoma macrolepis, 991 nucleotides long. RefSeq lists its product as uncharacterized. Lineage: Eukaryota; Metazoa; Chordata; Actinopteri; Cypriniformes; Cyprinidae. Bases 1 to 828 code for a protein of 275 amino acids. The record is from RefSeq and is a predicted model, not a curated record. The transcript has 4 exons.
AUGUAUCAGACAGAUCCCAGUGCAUCAGGCAGCGAGAGUGAGCAAAAUGAUUCUGACAAUAACUUAGCAGAAAACAGCAGUGAACAACCUUCUGCUUCCAUUAGUCCUAUGCUCAGUGACAGACUAGCUCAGUGGACUAAUCAGUUUACUAAUCAGGAGAGAAAAUGGACACCCAGAGCUUCCCAAAACAGCAAGAACAUUGCUUGCUACUUGCGACCGGGGCUUGCAAAGGAGUACGAUUCAUAUGCCAGUGAAUUGCUGACCUUCUUUGUGGAGCAAGAGAGAGCUCUGUACGGCAAACAAGGUUGUUCGAACUACUACGGGUCAAAUUUUUUAAAGGCAUUUCGUAUAUACGGAGAGCAAGAUGAGAACAACAACUCUGCUUCAGAUGAGAUAAGUGAUGUGAUGUGUGAUGGAGAUGAUGAGGAUGAGGAUGGUGUCGAGGUGGACUUUGUAGCGGUCACAGCUGUUUUAGAUGAGGAUGAUGGCUUACAAUUCCAACUUCCAAAGCAUCAUCGUUGUGCCUGCCACAUAUUAAACUUGGUUUCCAAGGUGGAUGCAGCCAAAGCCUGUUCAAAUGAAGCCUACAAGAAGCUGUGCAGGUCAGCAUUUGCAAAGUGCCAUGCAGUAUGGAAUAAGUGUGGCAGAUCUGCGGCUGCAGCAGAGAUUAUAGAAGACGUGUGCAAAAUUCAGCUGAUCCGCCCCAACACAACACAACAAGGUGGAAUUCCUUAUUUCUCACCGUUGAGAGACUGCUUUGAAUCAUUAAAGAUCAGGGAGAUGGGGCUAUCAGAACUGUCUGUGCUUCACUCAAGUUGCCAGUGUUGAGUCCAGUUGAAAUCGCCUUUCUGGAAGAGUAUGCCAGAACCAUGAGCCCCUAGCCAAAGCCCUCAACCUUCUUCAGGCUGAAAUCGAUGUUCAGAUGGGAUGGCUUCUGCCUACUUUGACACUCCUCAUCUCGAAACUGGACCGAAUUCGCAUUACCUCCAGG